AUGGGACCCCGGGCCAGGGAAGUCUGCUCCCUCAUCAUCCUGCCGCGGCUCCUGGCUGAGCCGGCUGAGAACUCAGACUUCUACUUGGCUGGGGAUUACCUCCUCGGCGGCCUCUUCACCCUCCAUUCCAACGUGAAGGGCAUCGUCCACCUCAACCUCCUGCAGGUGCCCCAGUGCAGGAGGUAUGAAAUAAGGGUGUUGGGCUACGAUCUCAUGCAGGCCAUGCGCUUUGCAGGGGAGGAGAUCAACAGCCAGAGCAGCCUGCUGCCUGGCGUGCUGCUGGGCUACGAGAUGGUGGCUGUCGGCCGCACCUCCAACGACGUCCAGCCCGUGCUCCACUUCCCGGCAAAGGAGGACUGUUCCUUGCCCAUCCAGGAGGACUAUAGCCACUGGGUGCCCCGUGCGGUGGCUGUCCUCGGCCCUGGCAACUCUGAGUCCACUGUGACGGUGGCCCGCUUCCUCUCCCUCUUCCUCCUUCCACAGGGGAGGCCCCUGGGUCCUGGGAUCACCUACAGCGCCAUCAGUGACGAGCUACGGGACAAGCAGCGCUUCCCGGCCCUUCUGCGCACAGCGCCGGGCGCCGAUCACCAGAUCGAGGCCAUGGUGCAGCUGAUGUUGUACUUCCGCCGGAACUGGAUCAUCGCGCUGGUGAGCAGCGGCGACUACGGCCGCGACAACAGCCAGCUGCUCAGCGAUCGCCCGGCCGGCGGCGACAUCUGCAUCGCCUUCCGGGUGACGCUGCCCAUGCCCCAGCCGAACCAGGCGGUGACGCAGCGGGAGCACCGGCGCCUGAAGGCCAUCGUGGACGAGCAGCGGCAGAGCUCUGCGCGCGUCGUGGUCCUGUCGUCGCCAGAGCUGGUCCUGCACAACUUCUUCCGCAAGGUGCUCCGCCAGAACCUAUGGGCCUCCGAGUCCUGGGCCAUCGACCCGGUCCUGCACGACAGGCCCACGCGCUGCACAGGCUCCUGGGCUGCACCCAGACCAGCCGCUCCGAGCGGGUCGUCUAUCCCUGGCAGGUCUGGACGAUUCAGAGGAGUAAGGAGGCAAGGAGUCGCCUGGAUUCAGACCUGGAAUUUAAAUCUGUAUUUUUCUGAUCUGCGUGCACGCGCGUGCACACACACACACACACACACACACCUAACCACGAAGUUUAUGUGGGUAGAAGAUUUUACUGAGGAUCUGGAGGACCAGAGGGGAAUUUCAUCAGAGACGCACACUGUGCUUGAAUGCUUCCUUGUUCGUUUGUUUGCUUUAAAGUUUGGGCGCCGGCUUCGCUUCCUUUCCCUGUGGCCUCUCCAGCUGCUUCAGGAAAUCUGGAAGGUCAACUUCACCCUCCUGGGCCACCGGAUCUUUUUUGACCAGCGAGGGGACCUACUCAUGCGCCUGGAGAUCAUCCAGUGGCGGUGGGACCUGAGCCAACCUUUCCGGAGCAUCGCCUCCUACUGCCCGGUGCUACGACGGCUGAGGGCCACCCGUGACGUCUCCUGGCACACGGCCAACAACACGAUCCCUGUGUCCGUGUGUUCCAAGGACUGCCAGCCGAGGAAGAAGCCUGUGGGUAUCCAUCCCUGCUUUGAGUGUCUCGACUGCCUUCCAGGCACCUUCCUCAACCAAACUGCAUACGAGUUUGGCUGCCGGCCCUGCCCGAGUUGCGGGUGGUCCCGGAGGAACGACGCUUCCUGCUUCAAGCGGCGGCUGGCCUCCCUUGAAUGGCGCGAGGCACCCGCCAUCACUGUGGCCGUGCUGUCCUCCCUCCGCACCCUGGCCAUCUUGGUGAUCUUCUGGAGGCACCGCCACGCGCCCAUGGUUCGCUCGGCCGGGGGCCCCAGGUGCUUCCCGAUGCCGAUGCCACUGCCGCUGGCAUAGGUGACGGUUCCCAUGUACGUCGGGCAGCCCGCGUUUUUCACGUGCCUCGGCCGCCAGACCCUCUUCGCCCUCUGCUUCGCCGUCUGUAUCCCCUGAGUCACCGUGCGCUCUUUCCAGAUCGUCCGCGUCUUCAAGAUGGCCAGGCGCCUCCCGCGUGCCUACGGCUACUGGGUCCGCUACCACGGGCCCCGUGUCUUCGUGGCGGGCAACGUGCUGGCCACGACCGCCGAGCCCGCCGCCCGCCCCGGCCCCGAUGACCCCAAGAUCGCGGUUCUCGCCUGCAACUACCGCAAAGUGCUGCUGUUCAACACCAGCCUGGACCCGCUUGUGUCCGGCGGCUUCAGCUUCGCCUACGUGGGCAAGGAGCUGCCCACCACCCACAACGAGGCCAGGUUCAUCACCUUCCGCAUGACCUUCUACUUCACCUCUUCCGUCUCCCUCCGUACCUUCAUGUCUGUCUACGAGGGGGUCCUGGUCACCAUCCCGCACCUCGUGGUCGCAGUGCUCAACCUUCUGGGCUUUGGCCCCAAGUGCUGUGUGGUCCUCUUCUAACCGGAUCGCAACACGCCCGUCUACUUCAGCAGCGUGAUUCAGGGCUACAGCACGGGGAAGGACUAGCGCUGCCCCCUGGCUGCCCUGGGGGCCAGAGGGCUCCGCCCUGGGAGAUGGAGACCCGGGGUGGGGGUGGGGGUGGUGGCGACUCGUUCAGCCCCUGCUGGGAGCAGGGACGCCACCCCGCCCUACUCUCUGAUUUGGCCUCCCCCUCCAGGCUCUCUGCACCCUGGCCGUUUUUACCCACCCGCUGGUGGCUGCCUAAAAAUACUCACGCUUUCCCUGCAACUGCUUGGCUUGCCAGGCACUGCCACCCAUUUUAGGAAAAGGAUCCGGGGUGACCUCCCUAUUGGUCUCCAAGACAGAGAUGGAUCGGAGCAGCCCACAGUCGCCAUCUGGUGGUCACAGCGGGUGUCGGCAGGUUCC
Messenger RNA from Neofelis nebulosa (Clouded leopard), 2844 nucleotides. RefSeq names its product taste 1 receptor member 2 (gene TAS1R2). Gene Ontology annotation, molecular function: G protein-coupled receptor activity; sweet taste receptor activity. Gene Ontology annotation, cellular component: membrane; sweet taste receptor complex. Gene Ontology annotation, biological process: G protein-coupled receptor signaling pathway; sensory perception of sweet taste. Lineage: Eukaryota; Metazoa; Chordata; Mammalia; Carnivora; Felidae. The record is from RefSeq and is a predicted model, not a curated record.